Molecule: messenger RNA, 486 nt
Organism: Eruca vesicaria subsp. sativa (arugula)
Lineage: Eukaryota; Viridiplantae; Streptophyta; Magnoliopsida; Brassicales; Brassicaceae
Source: the annotation of a GenBank genome assembly
AUGCAUAACAAGAUUGGCUCUCUACCUGUAAGAUCCGACCCAUCCUCCCGACCCAUAUCCCGUCACCACUCCGCGAGCUAUAUUGUUCAUCGGGUCAAAGAAAGCCUCACAACAAGAGUCUCCAAACUCAUAUGUGCCAUCUUCUUGUCUAUUUUGCUAUGUUUAGCCAUUGUUUCUUUCAUCCUAUGGAUCAGUCUACGUCCUCAUCGACCCCGUGUCCACAUACGUGAGUUCUCUCUCCCCGGUUUGGGCAAAACUGACGGUUUCGAGACCUCUCACAUAAGCUUCAAGAUAACGGCUCACAACCCAAACCAAAAUGUGGGCGUUUACUACGACUCCAUGGACGGAUCCGUUUACUACAAAGAGAAACGGUUCGGAUCAACUAAUCUCACUCACCCUUUUUACCAGGAACCGAAGAACACGAGCUUGAUCGAAGGAGUCUUACGUGGUGUUAGGGUUCAAGUUCGUUUUAGAUGUUUGACCUAA